Molecule: messenger RNA, 2315 nt
Organism: Pistacia vera
Lineage: Eukaryota; Viridiplantae; Streptophyta; Magnoliopsida; Sapindales; Anacardiaceae
Product: probable beta-1,4-xylosyltransferase IRX9H
Exons: 3
Coding region: 309-1622 (437 amino acids)
Biological process (GO): glucuronoxylan biosynthetic process; plant-type secondary cell wall biogenesis
Cellular component (GO): Golgi membrane
Molecular function (GO): xylosyltransferase activity; galactosylgalactosylxylosylprotein 3-beta-glucuronosyltransferase activity
Source: RefSeq, a predicted model, not a curated record
GUGCACCCACCCAACUCAUCACUCCUCCUCGGCGGCCCAAAGGCCCCAAACUCAGACUCCCUAAAACUGCUCUAGAUCUUAGACGCCUUUCUUUCUGUCUUAAUCUAACAAUUUCAUCAUCUACAAAUUCAAUGAUAGACCUAACGAUGGAAAAUAAAUCUUCUCUCCAGUUUUUUCAUUAAUCACAAUCCAGACUCACUAUACUCGCUUCCAUACUUUGACUUCCUAAUUCCAUUCUCUCUACUCAUCGUUUUGCUUUCUCUAGGGUUUUAAUGUCCGGCCACGUGAUUUAGCAGCCGCCAAAUCUGAUGGCCUCGAUCCGCCGAACUCUUUCUCCAGCCUAUCAUGACCGUUCGUACCAAAACGGUUCCAGCACUACAUUUCCAGCCGCCAAUUCACCUUCUCACAGGCUCUUACAUAACGGUAAAUAUUCGUCAUCACCCUUACCUUCAAUUAACUCAGUCACAGUCAAUCUCCGUCGAUUCCUUUCAUCCCGUAAAUCAUGGCGAAAAUCUCUCUACCGGUGUCUUCUAUUCUUCCUGGUGGGUAUUGUGUUAGGCAUGAGUCGUUUGACGCCGUUUGGUCACGUGACGGAGAUCGAAAACCACGACGUGUUUUUUGAGAUCAAGCCGCCACAUGUGAACGUGCAAUUUGAUAGUGACAACAUGGAGCUUAUUAGCAGGCGUGACACGGAGCUUAUUAACAGGCGUGACACGGAGCUUAUUAACAGGCGUGACACGGAGCUUAUUAACAGGGGCGACGAAGUGGUGUUGAAUACAGUGAGUUUCGGAGUAGAGAAGAAAAAUGAAUCCGAAACGAUUGACAAUUACAGAUACAGAUACGAUUUCGUGCCAAGAAAGCAAUUAAUUGUGAUCACGCCAACGUACAAUCGCGCAAUGCAAGCUUAUUAUUUAAACAGAUUGGCGCAAGUUUUGAGGCUUGUACAGCCACCGGUUCUGUGGAUAGUGGUCGAGGAAAAUGCGGCGUCGUUUGAGACAGCGGAAAUGCUGAGAAAAACUGGGGUUAUGUAUAGACACUUGGUGUGUCAAAAGAAUUUGAGCAAUGUGAAAGAUAGAGGAGUUCACCAGAGAAAUGUGGGUUUAGAGCAUAUCGAAAGGCAUAGACUUGAUGGGAUUGUGUAUUUUGCAGAUGAUGAUAAUGUCUACACCAUUGACUUGUUUGAGAGCCUGAGAGAAAUCAGCCGAUUUGGCACUUGGCCUGUUGCCAUGCUUGCACAAAGCAAAAACAAGGCAAUUUUAGAAGGUCCUGUAUGCAAUGGAAGCCAAAUUAUCGGGUGGCACACAAAUGAGAAGAGCAAAAGACUUCGUAGGUUUCAUGUUGAUAUGUCAGGAUUUGCUUUUAACAGCACUAUCUUGUGGGAUCCUAAGAGAUGGAAGCACCCCUUUCGGAAUCCAAUUCGGCAGUUAGACACAGUGAAGGAGGGUUUCCAAGAGACCACAUUUAUAGAACAAGUGGUGGAAGAUGAACGCCAAAUGGAAGGUACACCACCUGGUUGUUCAAAAAUACUGAACUGGCACCUUCAUUUGGACACUCACAAUCUUGCUUAUCCUAGAGGUUGGCUGCUCCAGAAAAACCUUGAUAUUAUUCUCCCCAUUAAGUGACGUGAUUGCAACCCUGCAAAUUCCAUGCAGCCUCAAAUGGGUAUGAUUUUCUGAGUUGUCUCAUUGCAGCAUUUAGAAUUUUAACGUUUGCAAGUUUCAACAUUGUCAGUCGGAAAAUUAGCUUCCGAAAAAGUGUUUCCAAAAGGAUAAUUUUUUUUGCCUUUGCACCUCUUCAUUCUCUUAAUAGGGGGAGACAAGGGAGACAAAAGAACUGGGUUGAAAAAAGAAAAUUAUAAAGGUUAUUUUAUGAUGAGCAAGGGAAGGUUCAUAUAUCAUAUGGGCAAAGAAGACUUUUCUGAAGGAUUCUGUAGUCAAUUGUUUCUAACCCAUGCUUUUUUGAAGUUUUUCUGUGGCAGUCACUAUUUUGUUUAUGUGGCCAGUCUCCCUGAGCAAUUGUUGCUUCGUGUGCUACCAACGGGACACAGCGACUCAGCUAGCUAGCAAUGACAAAGAAACAGAAAUUUAUGGUUUUACAUGUACAAUUUUCCUAGCGUGAUAUCCUUUCACAAGUGAGAUUUUGUAUUUGUUGUAGAGUACGGGUGUUUGGUAUUGGGGGCGUUUUAAUUGCUCUAUCUCAUAACACCCUUCUCUCGAAAAAGGAAGUUGUUCUCUCUGGGCCAUGUUGUGAUCCAACCUGUAUGCCACCUUGUAUCAAAAUCAGGAAAUACCAACAUGUCCUGGAAUUGAAAUUUU